Molecule: messenger RNA, 866 nt
Organism: Crotalus tigris (Tiger rattlesnake)
Lineage: Eukaryota; Metazoa; Chordata; Lepidosauria; Squamata; Viperidae
Product: M1-specific T cell receptor beta chain-like
Exons: 5
Coding region: 24-866 (280 amino acids)
Biological process (GO): positive regulation of B cell activation; B cell receptor signaling pathway; phagocytosis, engulfment
Cellular component (GO): immunoglobulin complex, circulating; external side of plasma membrane; blood microparticle
Molecular function (GO): antigen binding; immunoglobulin receptor binding
Source: RefSeq, a predicted model, not a curated record
UCAUCCCUCUAAAUUUCUCCACAAUGACACCCUACUUUUUGAGUCUCAUUAUGCUGGCUGCCUUCUCCAAAGGAGUCCUCUCCCAGGUAGUCCUGACCCAGUCAGAUCCAGUGCUGAAGAAACCCGGAGAAGCCCAUAAACUGACUUGCGCUGUCACUGGAUUCGAUGUUAACAGCUACACUAUGUAUUGGAUCAGACAGAAACCUGGCCAAGGGCUGGAAUGGAUUGUUUACUAUUAUUCAUCUAGUAGCAAUGCUUAUUCGCCAACAAUCCAAGGACGAUUUACUGCCUCCAAGGACAGUUCCAACUUCUAUCUGCAAAUGAACAACCUAAAAGCUGAGGACACGGCUGUCUAUUACUGUGCAAGAGACACAGGCCAGAUGACACCUGAAAAUGUCUUCCCUUCCCUCUUCAGGGAUUCAGUUCAGAAAGAUUCCUGGGAUUUCUUCCAUGAAAGGCCAAAUUCUCCAUUAGGUGUUUUGAAUUGGGUCUUCUCAGAGAUUCAGCUUGUAGGACCUGGUCCAGGAUUGGUGAGACCUGGAAGUCAACUCAACCUAGUUUGUAAAGUCACAGGUUUCUCCAUUGCUACUUCUUCAUCUUAUGCUUGGCAUUGGGUCAGGCAACCAUCUGGGAAAGGUCUCGAAUGGCUUGCAUCCAUAAAUGUCAAUAAUGGAGGCAAGUGGUAUGGAAACUCUGUAAAAGGUUGUGCCACCAUUUCUGCAGAUCAGUCCAGGAACGAGUUCUCCCUCCAACUGAAUUCAGUCUUAGCUGCAGACUCAUCUGUGUAUUUCUGUGCCCGAGAAUACACAUUGAAACAACCUCUAUUUGGACUCUGCUACCUCAAGGUGCAAAAGUCAUCCCUCUAA